UGCGAAAAGUAUGUUAAGAAAGUCAGCCCGAACCUGCCAACUGGUGGUGACGAAUUUCGCUUAACAUUUUUUCAAUACACAUAAUUGUGCGUAUACAUACGUAUAGUAGCGCACUGCGUCGCAUAAUUUUUGUGAAUUUUACGCUCUUUUAAUAAAUCGCACCGGAACAAGCGCGUAUAUGGCAGAGGCGGCAAGUAGCACACAGUCCACCACCGGUCCAAUUGGUGGAAACAAUGGUUCAGUUCCGGCUGCAAAGAACGCUGCGACUGCAGCGGUCCCUGGCAAUGCCAAUAGUAAUGCAGCGUCGACGGCUGUGAACGCCACCUCGAAUCCCAAUGCGGAAAUCAUACGGUCACAAAUUUUUGAAGUUGGACCUCGUUACAGGGACUUGACUUAUAUUGGCGAAGGUGCCUACGGUAUGGUAGUGUCGGCACUGGACACAUUAACAAAUAUAAAAGUUGCUAUAAAAAAAAUUUCGCCAUUCGAGCAUCAAACCUAUUGUCAGCGCACGUUGAGAGAAAUCAAAAUUUUAACCCGAUUUAAACAUGAAAAUAUAAUUGAUAUUCGAGAUAUAUUGCGUGUAGAUAGCAUAGAACAGAUGAGAGAUGUAUAUAUUGUACAGUGUUUAAUGGAGACUGAUCUUUACAAACUACUUAAAACUCAGAGGCUUAGCAAUGAUCACAUUUGUUAUUUCCUUUACCAAAUAUUGCGAGGUUUGAAGUACAUUCAUUCGGCGAAUGUAUUACAUCGUGAUUUGAAGCCCAGCAACCUAUUGCUGAAUACCACUUGUGAUCUUAAAAUUUGCGAUUUUGGUUUGGCACGUGUGGCCGAUCCGGAUCACGAUCAUACUGGCUUCUUGACAGAAUACGUUGCAACAAGAUGGUACCGCGCUCCCGAGAUAAUGCUAAACUCAAAGGGUUAUACGAAAUCUAUCGAUAUAUGGUCGGUUGGUUGCAUAUUGGCGGAGAUGCUUAGCAAUCGUCCCAUAUUUCCAGGCAAGCACUAUCUGGAUCAAUUGAAUCAUAUUUUAGGCGUAUUAGGAUCACCUUCAAAAGAAGAUUUAGAGUGCAUUAUAAAUGAAAAGGCUCGUAACUAUUUGGAAUCGCUGACUUUCAAACCAAAAGUACCAUGGUCCCGACUGUUCCCCAAUGCGGAUCCACUAGCCUUGGAUUUAUUGGGCAAAAUGUUGACGUUUAAUCCGCAUAAUCGAAUACCCGUUGAACAAGCGUUAGCCCAUCCAUACUUAGAACAGUAUUACGAUCCGGGCGAUGAGCCUGUGGCGGAGGUGCCUUUCAGCAUCAGCAUGGAGCUAGACGAUCUUCCAAAAGAAACCUUAAAAACUUUGAUUUUUGAGGAAACGCUUAAAUUUAAGGAACGGCAACCAGAUCAAGCGGUAUAAAUAUUAAUUAGUGGGUAUAGUUUUCGAUGGCGCUUAAGACACAGUGCAUUUAAGUAAAAAAACACUAAAAAAAUCUAAAACAAUCUAUAAAACAAAGCCAUUUCACCAGUCAUCCAGUCAACUAAAUUGAGCUAAAUACGCGAAAACGUGGUUAAUCGUUGAGACAGACAUUCGUAAACAACACUUGCUGAGGCAUGUUCAGCGCACUCAGUCAGUCAAUCAAUUAAGCAUACAAAUUAACUAACUCUAAAGCACGUUGCCGUUAAUUUUUGGCAUAUUUUUCAUUGUGAUUCUCGUUACAUAUACAUAUAUAUAAAUUGCACUCUUCAUCUUCGUCGUGGUCGUGGUCGUCAUAUAAAAUUAUUUUCUAAACUAAUAAGAUAAAUCAAGUAUUUUAAAUGUUUUCCUGUGUUGUAAACAUUGUUCUUACAUACAAUAGUAAUACCUAUAACUUACGAGCAUUCAGCAAAUGAAGUAAAACAAGCAAAAGUAGUUACAAAAGUACGUAAAUUUUAUAUCAAAAUUCCAUUUACCAUUUUCAAAGUUGUUUCUUCAUUAGCAAAUUCUAUACAUAAAAGAAAAUAUAGUAAUAAAACAAAUAUAAAAGAAAAAGCAUUAAAAGUGAACGUUUAUUCCGUUUUACGCGGCGAAAUUGUUCAGUGUCGGCGAAAAUUAAUAAAAAAAUAAUAUGUGAAUAUUAUUUAAUUAGCCAAAAACAAAUUAAUACAGCAAAUUUAAAUAAUAAAAGGCGAUACAAAUACUACGAAUACAAGCAGCAAAUGCACGAGAAGCAACCAGCGUAUAUGAAAAAUGUGAAUAAAUAAAAAAGCGAACGUUUAUGUCGUCUCGUAGAAUAUACGUAUUACAUUUUUUCGCUAUUCGUGCACAUAUUUAUACUUUAGCGUUUAGAAAAAAAAAACAAAUUCUUGCAGAAAACUCAUUAGUGAAAUUAAACUAAAAAUGGCAAAUCCAGUAAACUAAAUUAAAAAGAGAAAAUAAAAAAUUAUAAAAAAAUAGUGCACGAAUGCAUGAAGUGCAAAGACAGUGCAAGAUAUACUUAAAAUGCAAACAAAAACGCGAAAAGACAGAAAAUGAAGAUUGCUUUUAGAUUAUAAGAUAAGAGUGAUCACAAAAGGCAUACACAUCAUUUGAUAUGCGUAAAGAAUGUAGUAGUGUAUAAAAAAAUAAAUAAAUACAAAUCAAAUUCUA
Molecule: messenger RNA, 2608 nt
Organism: Bactrocera oleae (olive fruit fly)
Lineage: Eukaryota; Metazoa; Arthropoda; Insecta; Diptera; Tephritidae
Gene: rl
Product: Mitogen-activated protein kinase rl
Biological process (GO): protein phosphorylation; intracellular signal transduction
Cellular component (GO): nucleus; cytoplasm
Molecular function (GO): MAP kinase activity; ATP binding
Source: RefSeq, a predicted model, not a curated record